Messenger RNA from Amoebophrya sp. A120, 2843 nucleotides. The record is from the annotation of a GenBank genome assembly. NCBI's taxonomy places the organism in Eukaryota, Dinophyceae, Syndiniales, Amoebophryaceae.
GGCGCGUCAACGUCAACUACAUCAGAGGAAGAAAGCAACUAUCAUGACAGAGGACGAGGUUAUAACCACAAUCAGAACCAGAUUUUUGAUGAUGAAGACGAAGAUGAACAGCAGUCGGAGCUGGGUGCAAAUUACGUUUCCGAAGAGUUUUCGGCUGGUGGAAUCUCGGCUUUUGAAAGAAGCAGGCGCGUCAAAAAUAAAGGCACGUCGUCGAAAAUGCUGAACAAAUUCAGGCGAAGUGGGAAUGUCCUCCCCAGCGGUGCAGGUGCUGUUGUAUUUCGCCCGGAGCCCCGAAUUAUGUCGAAUCAAACCUUCAAAAAUUGUUCCGGAGCUGCUUCUUCCUCCGCAUCUACUUCCGCAAGUAGUGCGACGGGCUUAAGUUUUGCUUCAACAAGUGCGACACCAUUGACCACAUCAGUUUUGUCUUCUUCCUCGCUUUAUGGAUUGCAAAAGUAUCGUACUCGUAUAAAUGCAUUACAAAUUAUUUUCUCAGCGUGAGAGAUAAAAUUUGUAAUGCUGAUUUACCUUAAGAGAACGAUUUGUAAAUGCAUGAUUACAAUACGAGUGCGAUACUUUUGCACAGGAUACGCUUUAUGGUCGUGAUUCCUUGUCAUCUGCUGCACAUGAUCCUCCAGCAUCACGAAAACCCUCCUGCACAAUGUCCUCGACCUUAGGGGAAAUGAAACCAGCUUCGUCGUCGUGGUCUUUGGAAAACAAGACUGAAGUUGCUGGAGAGAAUAAAUUGAACUUCGAUGAGGAACGAGAUUCAAAUUUCAUCCGCCCCAAAGCGGCCAGACACUCCCCGGGUUCUUAUGUCCUUUCCGACGUUGGUGGAGUACCUGGACCGCGCAUCAGUGUCAGCAGCAGCUCGGCGCAAAGCUUUAUUUCCUCCGACCACACGUCGACUAGGCGAAGAAAUACUGGGGACAUGAGCAAACACGAACGUGCAGAAACACGACCGGCAGUCGCGCCGGCUUCUGGGAGCGGGAGUAGAGCCGCACCCAGUCCGUUGGAUCAAUUUCUGUCCGGAUCUGAAGCUGGUGGUGCCACAACCCCUAUACAGCCGCUGAAUUUCAGCUCGACGUCAGAACUGGAUCAAAACACGAGGAAGAGCAGCGGUGGGGUUGUGCCCCCGGUGGCUGCUUCUACAACGCUUCUCAACACAAGGAAGGUUAAGAUUUCGGGGAGUAGAAGCAGCAGGCUGGGAUCCUUGGAACACGAUCAAUUUACAGAUCAUCAUCUAGAAGGAGGAGGAGGAGGACGAGCGAAUGUUGAUUCCCAUAACGACCAGCAUCAACAAACUUCGCUAAACUUAUUAGGAGUUGUACCGGCUUCAUCGUCGUCGUCCAGAAAAGUAAGCAGCGAUAAUACAACAACGGAGAAGUUGUACCAACGACCUUCGCCUUCCGCAGCGUCAAACAAAGCGGCUGCUGAGAGCAUGAUGUUUAAUACAUCCGCGCCGAUUUCUAAUGUUGAGGUGAAGCACCAUGGUGCGCAUGAUGUUGACGAAGAGGACGUGGAGCAUGACAAACUUGCAGUUGCACAAAAACAGCAACUAAUCCACGACCCACGUCGACGCCAAGCCCAAGGCUGUGAAAGUGAAUCGGUACUGUCAGACCACCUGGCGCGUCACUCCAUGGUCCAUCGAGGUGGCACAGGGCAACAUGAUAGCAAAGACGAGGAACCCGCCCCCCACCGCCGCCAUAGAAAGUCCAGUAAAGAAAAGAAAAGCAGAAAAUCAUCGAGAACUUCCGAGAUGAAUACUAAAGCCGAUGAUCAUGAGUUGUUGUUGGCCGAAGAAACUACAACCCAGGCAGAAAAACCACGUAAGCGAACAUCAAGCAGGGCGGAAAAGAAGAAAAAGAAAAAGUCUUCGUCAAGCAAGGAAAGGAGUGGCACUGAACACAGUGUGGCCUCGACUCCGGUCGCUGGUGUACAGCAGCCUAAUGAUCAAGAAGAGAAUGGAUUUAAAAAUCAUAUUGCAGCGACUUCGUUUCCAAGUUUCGAAGAUUUUGGCUCGAAAAUUUUCGAUAUGAUUCCGAGAAUCAAAACGACGGUGGCGAAGAAACUACAGCAGGAGGGGGAGGAGGAACAGCAUCUAUUUCAAAGCAGGAGUUGUGAGGAACAGAAUGGUCGUGAUGGGUACAACAUCAACAGCGGCCCCAGUACUAGUAGCCACGACACGGCAGCUAGUUCAACAUCGUCAGGGGAACGUCGAGGAACCACAGAUGUUGAGAGGGGAACCAGUUCUUUCGCGCACAUCAUGGAUUCAUCUGCGACUUCCACUACAGCGUCUGCGAGUAUAAGUAGCAGUGGCGGCGCGCCAGCACCACCACCAGGGACUUCACUUAUUUCAACAGCAUUGCCCCUGCGCACCAUCGCGACGACCGUGAAAAAGGCACGACAGCAGGAGUUGCUUUUACAGGAUCCGAAAAGUUGUACAACAACCUCGCGAGGCCGAGGUGAACAAGCACCAGUAGAGAAAAAGAUCAGGUUAAACUCCGGGAGUGAGGGUGAGAAAGCAGCUAGCGCUGGAACAACUGCGGCGGCAGGAGCCGCAAAAACCACGAUGUUGAAUUCCGGUAGAGCGGAUGAAAGCAGAAAGGGCCACCUCCAAACAAAAUUGGACGAUCAUUCUGCAGACGCGGCUGAGCAGCGAAAGCAGGCGUUGCUGAAUUAUUUUUGAAUAAACAGAAUGAAUGGAACGAAAGCACACUCAGGUGCAGAUGCAGUUGUGCUCCCCUGGCUAAAGACGAUGAAUUUUACAGAAUUUUUGAUUUUUGAUAGAUCGAUCAUCAGAAGAUUAUGAUCAAGAUUAUGACGAUGAGACCACUAUGACAACC